This is a messenger RNA of Drosophila biarmipes, 2623 nucleotides long. Its product is annotated as spondin-1. Gene Ontology annotation, molecular function: serine-type endopeptidase inhibitor activity. Bases 43 to 2562 code for a protein of 839 amino acids. Gene Ontology annotation, biological process: cell adhesion. Gene Ontology annotation, cellular component: extracellular matrix. The record is from RefSeq and is a predicted model, not a curated record. The transcript has 6 exons. NCBI's taxonomy places the organism in Eukaryota, Metazoa, Arthropoda, Insecta, Diptera, Drosophilidae.
UCGCAUGGUUCUAUACGUUAACAAAGCUCCAAAAUCGCACACAUGUGGUGGUCAAGUGGUGCUCCUCUCGUGGAGUUUCUUCUGCUGGCCUCGCUGGUGAUCGGCAGAGUCGGCUGCCUGAUCUGCACGCGCCGCCCGGCCAACACGGCCUCGCCCAAAUCUCCGGUGGAUGAGAACUUUGUAAUAAGCGUGAAGGGCAAUCCGGAAACGUACAUUCUCGGCCAGGAGUACAACGUCUCGCUCAAUGCAUUCAAUGGCCACCGCUACAUCAGCUUUAUCAUGGCCCUGGAGAAUGAGAAUGGUGACUUUAGCUACACGGACGACUUGGGACGCUUCGAGCUGGCCGAUCUGAUCGAGACCCGCUUCAGCCCCAACUGCAUCAACAUGGUGGAGAGCACCAAUACGAACCCCAAGAUGCACAUGCACCUGACCUGGGUGGCGCCCAGUGAGCCGGGCAGUGGCUGCGUCCUGAUCCGGGCCACUGUUCAGCAGCAUCGCGACGUGUGGCACAUGGACGACGGAGGACUAACGCGUCGCAUCUGCGAGGAGGUCACCGAUGAUGUGGAGAGUCAGCCAACUGUUCCGGCGGUGGAUGUCCCCUGCUGUGCCUGCGAUGAGGCGCGAUAUGAGCUUCUUUUCGAGGGCGUCUGGUCUAGGAAUCUGCAUCCCAGGUUCUUUCCUGCCCGAGGUUGGGAGACACGUUUCUGCGAGCUUCUUGGAGCGGCGCACAGUUCGGACUAUCGCUUCUGGGAGUCCGGAGCACUGGCCAGUUUGGCCAUGAAGGAGUACGCCGAACACUGUAGUUCCCGUCUUUUGGAGAGGGAGUUUAGCAUUAAUUUUCGGGAUCAGAAAAUACGCACUAUUAUCAAAGCCCGGGGACCAUCCUAUCCCAACAUGAACAGUAAGACGAUGGCCUCGGUGAGAGUGGAUCCCCUGCACCACAUGGUGUCCUUUGCCUCCAAGAUAGAACCCUCCCCGGAUUGGAUAGUGGGCGUGGCUGGGCUGAACCUGUGUCUGCGCAACUGCACUUGGCUGGAGGAGAAGGUCAUCAAUCUGUAUCCAUGGGAUGUGGGCACAGAUGCGGGUCCCACCUAUACGUCACCUGACCAGCCCCAGGUCCCACCAGAUGUCAUUAGACGCAUGCGUUCCGACUUUCCCAAUGAUCCGCGAUCACCUUUCUACGAUGAUUCCGGGGCUCCCAUGAAACCCAUGGCUAUUUUGACAGUGAAGCGCCAGCGAAUCUAUGAAAGGAGAUGUGAGGAUGAGGAUUCCAACAAUGGUGAGGAUGUGCCCAGGGAGUGCCUCACCCAUCCUUGGUCCAGCUGGAGCGACUGCUCCACCAAAUGUGGCGCUGGCAUGCAGUACAGAAGGCGGGUUUACAAGCAGCCAGAUAUUGCCAAGGUCUACAAUUGCAAUGUGCCGCAGUAUGAGGAGCGUGAGUGCCAAGGCGAGAUGUGCGGCCAAAGUGGACCUAUGGGGGAACCAGAGGAGUUCGAGGAUCUGGAGCCAGAUCCCAGGAGGAAUGGAUUUCAAGCGGGCCAACAGCGACCGGCCGAGUGCACAUUGGGUUUCUGGAGCAGCUGGAGUCCCUGCAGCGUCACCUGCGGCGAAGGCUACGAGAUGCGCCAGCGGCAGUACCUCAAUCCCCAAGCGGAAGCGGAGUGCCAGAGUGUCCACUACGUUGAACUGCAGGAAACGCGAAAAUGCUCCGGCAGAGCUUGUCUUGGUAAUUUACCGGGAUCCUACAAUUCCGACAUGGAUGAUCCUUAUGGACGCACUAGAGGAAAUGUGUAUGGAUCACCAUCUGAGCAAGAGACAGAGAACUUUGGAGAGUACGGGGAACCCCGAAAUGGACCAGUUGGUGGCUUUGAAGUGGGAAAUCUAAAGGGGACCAAUAGCAACUGGGCUGGGAACAGGAUGCCAGAACGUCAGAGGAAUUUCGAAAGAGUUCCUGCAUCCUUUGGGCAGUCAAACUUCGAUGGAGGCUACAGUCCCCCCGCCAGGACAGAGCGACCCACUUGGCCUGGCCAACCACGCUUCAGUGAUCCGCGUCUGGAGGAUGUGGAAAGGUCUCCCUGGCAGCGUCAACGGCCAACUAGCAAAUACGGCUCGAGCUUGGAUGCCCCAGAAGUGGAUUCCCCCAGGGAGCCUUGGCAAAGGACACAAACUAAUUACGGCAAUCAGAACAUGUAUCCACCUGGAGACGAUAUGGACUCCUCGCUGUCCAACCGCUGCUUCCAAAUGCUGCAGACAACGCAGCCACGUUGCCAGAAUCAAACGAUUACGGGCCAGUUCUGGUUCCACAACUUCUGCGCGGAUGAGUGCAUGCUGUUCGCCACUGAUCCUUGCGAUCGCAAUGUGAACAAGUUCAGGCGGUGGGAGGAAUGCGAGAAGUGCCGACAGCCGGAGAUGGCUGCACUGCAGCAGCAGCACUAUAAUUCGCCGGAGUGCCACAAUCUUCGAGACAUUUGGCGGGCGGAGGAGCGGGCGAGGGAGGAGCAGCGUGCUCCGAACAGGAGGCGCAACUACGGCGCUUACAGCCAACGCAGAAAUUAUUCGUAAUACCUAAAUAUUAGCCAUUACUUACCUUUAAAUUGAGAGAAUUUCUUUAUUAAACUAAGAC